This is a messenger RNA of Pistacia vera, 3363 nucleotides long. RefSeq names its product phosphoenolpyruvate carboxylase-like. Gene Ontology annotation, biological process: leaf development; tricarboxylic acid cycle; carbon fixation. The record is from RefSeq and is a predicted model, not a curated record. NCBI's taxonomy places the organism in Eukaryota, Viridiplantae, Streptophyta, Magnoliopsida, Sapindales, Anacardiaceae. Gene Ontology annotation, molecular function: phosphoenolpyruvate carboxylase activity. Gene Ontology annotation, cellular component: chloroplast; cytosol; apoplast. The coding region runs from base 162 to 3071 and encodes 969 amino acids. The transcript has 11 exons.
UUUUCUGUUCUUCACUCUCUUCUAUAUAUAUCACUGUCUCCUCAUCUCUUCUCUGUAUCUCUCUUCUUCUCUCUCUUUUCUGAUCCAAUUUCUGUCUUUUCUUCUUCAAUCUCACUUGCGCGGAUUCAGUGAGAAGGAUUAGCUGAAAAGAGUGGAGAACAAUGGCGGCGCCUAGGAAUAUAGAGAAGAUGGCAUCGAUUGAUGCACAGCUGAGGCUUCUGGUGCCUCGAAAAGUUAGUGAAGAUGAUAAGUUGAUUGAAUAUGAUGCUCUGCUUUUGGAUCGAUUCCUUGAUAUUCUUCAAGAUUUGCAUGGAGAGGAUCUCAGAGAAACGGUUCAAGAGUGUUAUGAGCUUUCUGCUGAGUAUGAAGGGAAGCAUGAGCCCCAAAAACUUGAGGAGCUUGGAAAUGUAUUGACAAGUUUGGAUCCUGGGGACUCCAUUGUUAUUGCUAAAGCUUUCUCCCACAUGCUUAACUUGGCCAACUUGGCUGAGGAGGUUCAGAUUGCUUACCGUCGAAGGAUCAAGAAGGUGAAAACAGGUAAUUUCGUGGAUGAGAACUCCGCAACAACUGAAUCUGACAUUGAAGAAACUUUCAAGAGACUUGUGGGAGAACUAAAGAAGUCUCCGGAGGAGAUUUUUGAUGCUUUGAAGAAUCAAACUGUGGAUCUGGUCUUAACAGCUCAUCCAACUCAAUCCGUCCGUAGAUCUUUGCUUCAGAAGCAUGGAAGGAUUCGGAAUUGUUUAGCCCAGUUAUAUGCCAAAGAUAUCACUCCGGAUGAUAAGCAAGAGCUUGAUGAGGCUCUACAGCGAGAGAUUCAAGCUGCAUUCCGUACAGAUGAAAUCCGAAGGACCCCUCCAACUCCACAAGAUGAAAUGAGGGCAGGGAUGAGCUACUUCCAUGAAACGAUCUGGCAGGGUGUCCCUAAAUUCUUGCGCCGUGUUGAUACAGCUUUGAAAAACAUAGGGAUCAAUGAGCGUGUUCCUUACAACGCCCCACUUAUUCAGUUUUCUUCCUGGAUGGGUGGUGAUCGUGAUGGUAAUCCAAGGGUGACUCCUGAGGUCACAAGGGAUGUUUGCUUAUUGGCAAGAAUGAUGGCUGCUAACUUGUACUACUCCCAAAUUGAGGAUCUUAUGUUUGAGUUGUCCAUGUGGCGUUGCAGUGAUGAGCUUCGUGUUCGUUCUGAUGAACUUCACAGAUCCUCAAGGAGAGAUGCAAAGCACUAUAUUGAGUUCUGGAAACAAAUUCCUCCAAGUGAACCCUAUCGUGUAAUUCUUGGUGAUGUGAGGGAUAAGCUGUAUCAGACACGUGAACGUGCUCGUCAGCUGUUGGCCCAUGGAAUCUCUGAUAUUCCAGAGGAGGGAGUAUUCACCAAUGUUGACGAGUUCUUGGAACCUCUUGAACUCUGUUAUAGGUCACUCUGCUCUUGUGGUGAUCGACCAAUUGCUGAUGGAAGCCUUCUGGAUUUCUUGAGGCAAGUUUCCACCUUUGGACUGUCACUUGUUAGGCUCGAUAUCAGGCAAGAGUCAGAUCGCCACACUGAUGUCUUAGAUGCCAUUACCAAGCACUUGGAAAUUGGUUCCUACCGUGAAUGGUCUGAAGAACACCGACAGGAAUGGCUUUUAGCUGAACUCAGUGGCAAACGACCAUUGUUUGGUCCUGAUCUUCCUAAAACUGAAGAAAUUGCAGAUGUUUUGGACACAUUUCAUGUCAUAGCAGAACUCCCAGCAGACAGUUUUGGAGCAUAUAUAAUAUCAAUGGCAACUGCACCAUCUGAUGUGCUUGCUGUUGAACUCCUACAGCGUGAGUGUCAUGUGAAACAGCCACUUAGAGUCGUUCCACUCUUUGAGAAGCUUGCAGAUCUGGAGGCGGCUCCUGCUGCUCUGUCUCGGCUCUUCUCAAUUGAUUGGUACAGAAACCGGAUUAAUGGUAAGCAAGAAGUCAUGAUUGGUUACUCGGAUUCAGGUAAAGAUGCUGGACGGUUCUCUGCCGCCUGGCAGCUAUAUAAGGCUCAAGAAGAGCUCAUAAAAGUUGCUAAGGAUUUUGGUGUCAAACUAACUAUGUUCCAUGGCCGUGGUGGGACUGUUGGAAGAGGAGGUGGUCCCACCCAUCUUGCUAUAUUGUCUCAACCACCAGAUACAAUUCAUGGCUCACUCCGUGUUACUGUCCAAGGUGAGGUUAUUGAGCAAUCAUUUGGGGAAGAACACUUGUGCUUCAGAACACUUCAGCGUUUUACAGCUGCCACACUUGAGCAUGGUAUGCAUCCCCCAGUUUCACCGAAACCAGAAUGGCGUGCCCUGAUGGAUGAAAUGGCUGUUGUUGCAACAGAGGAAUACCGCUCCAUUGUGUUCAAUGAACCUAGAUUUGUUGAAUAUUUCCGCCUUGCUACACCAGAGCUGGAGUAUGGCCGAAUGAACAUUGGAAGUCGUCCAUCGAAGCGAAGGCCAAGUGGUGGUAUUGAAUCUCUCCGUGCAAUCCCUUGGAUCUUUGCCUGGACACAAACAAGAUUUCAUCUUCCUGUGUGGCUUGGUUUUGGAGCUGCAUUCAGACAUGUCAUUCAGAAGGAUGUUAGGAAUCUUCAUAUGCUGCAGGCGAUGUACAAGGGAUGGCCAUUCUUUAGAGUCACGAUUGAUUUGGUUGAAAUGGUGUUCGCCAAGGGAAACCCUGGGAUAGCCGCCCUUUUUGACCAUCUACUUGUUUCUCAAGACCUAUGGUCAUUCGGACAGAGGCUGAGGACCAACUAUGAAGAAACCAAGAGCCUUCUUCUGCAGAUUGCUGGACACAAGGAUCUUCUGGAAGGAGAUCCAUACUUGAAGCAAAGACUGAGGCUGCGUGAUUCAUACAUCACAACUCUCAACGUGUGCCAAGCCUACACGCUGAAACGAAUUCGUGAUCCAAACUACAAUGUGAAGGUGCGGCCACAUAUCUCGAAGGAAAUUAUGGAAUCAGAAUCAGGGAAACCUGGUGAUGAGCUUGUGAAACUUAAUCUAUCAAGUGAAUACGCCCCUGGUUUGGAGGACACACUCAUCUUGACCAUGAAGGGUAUUGCUGCCGGACUCCAGAACACCGGUUAAACGAUGUCAUUAAUGAGGUUCGCUUGUGUUCUUCUUUCUGUUUACUUCUCGACAGAGGCUAUACCCAAUAAUUAUAUGCACCGGAAAAUUGAGGCGAGUCCGUGUAGCUAUACGAUCAGGCUGCUGUGCUCGAAUACUAUCAGAGUCACCAGCAUUGUUAUAGUUGCAACAAACUCUUAUAAAACUUAGUAAAACUGUUGUUAUGUUUUUAUAAUACAAGUAGUGCCAUGGAGCCUUUUUAAUAUAUAAUAGCUCUUUGUGAUGUUAUGUGAGAUUCUUCUGGUUUUCUUUC